AGAAGCACUCAGUCCGGGCACGGUUCAGAAUGAUUCGUCAUCUGCUUGGCACAAGUUUCAUUUUCCUGCUUUGUUUUUUAAGACAAGCCCAUUUGCAUAGUGAUUUCAAUCCCAUUGAAAAUAAGUAUUUGGAUCUUUUUGAAGGUGAUAUAUUUCUUAGGAAUGGCUCCAUACAACUUGACAGAAAUGCGAUGCCUAAUAGGGAAGGACGAUGGCCAAACGGAGUUGUGAUCUAUCAACUGGAUGAAACAUAUACUGACGAAGAUAUAAAUAUGAUUCGAUCUGCAAUAUCAGAAUUUGAAGCACAGACUUGUGUAUCAUGGGUUGAAAGAACGGACGAAGACAUUUAUGUUGAAAUAGAAAAUGAUAUGGGAUGCUGGUCUGAGUUAGGAAGAGUAGGUGGAGUGCAAUCUUUGUCUUUAGAAGCACCCUUGUGCAUGAAAAAAGGAGUUGUGAUGCACGAAAUGAUGCAUACACUAGGUUUCUUGCACGAGCAAUCAAGACAUGAUAGAGACGACUAUAUAAACUUGAUUUGGGAGAAUAUCGUAGAAGGUAUGGAACAAAAUUUUGAAAAGCUUCCUCCGUGGCAAUUGGAUGAUUUGAGUUUGGAUUACGAUUACAAAUCUAUAAUGCAUUACAGCGCACAUAUGUUUGCCAAAGAUCGGUCAAAGCCAACUAUAGAACCGGUCAACCACAGAGUACCUUUGAACAAGCUGGGCUACGGACAAAAGCAAGGCGUUUUUUACCGACUUAGAUCUUCAAAAAAUUAAGAAAUUCUACGAGUGCUCAAAAAAGUAAAAUAAA
This is a messenger RNA of Uloborus diversus, 804 nucleotides long. RefSeq names its product zinc metalloproteinase nas-14-like. The coding region runs from base 30 to 770 and encodes 246 amino acids. NCBI's taxonomy places the organism in Eukaryota, Metazoa, Arthropoda, Arachnida, Araneae, Uloboridae. Gene Ontology annotation, molecular function: zinc ion binding; metalloendopeptidase activity. Gene Ontology annotation, biological process: proteolysis. The transcript is spliced from 6 exons. The record is from RefSeq and is a predicted model, not a curated record.